GUACUAUAAUAAAAAUAAUUAAGGCCCAAACUUCUUUGAAAACUUUUUGAUAAGUUAGGCCCAAUCAUUAAAGCAAAUUGAGGAAAUAAAAAAAUAAAAAGCUGUUCGAGAGAAAGCCUCUCUCAACUCUCAAGUCUCAACUCCUAGUCAAGAUAAUUGAAGAUUUAAUUUGUUGAGAGGGUCAAAUGAUGAAUAUUUAUGUUUAUGGUUAUACCCAAUUUGCAAUGUUGAUAAUAUUAAGCAUGUCAUAGCUGUAAACUUGUAAUUUUGUGAAAUUUGAUCUGAUUUUUGUUUUUCCAUAAUAAAUAUUUUUUUUUUGCUGACUAACCCUUUGGAUGGUUUGAUUUCCGGUGCUUUAAUUCCAAAAUUGUCGUCUAUUUAGUUAUGAAAUGGCCAAGUAUUGCUUAGUAAGUAAGUAUAUCGAAAGAGAGCGACAUCGAUCGAUUUAUCAAUUAUCAUAGCUUGAGGAAUUUGUUAAUUGGUACCUUAGUUUAAAACAGUCCAUUUUAUUGAUCAAGUUGAUCAAUCAUCAUUUCCUUCUUUCCAAUAUGACAAUACACUGUUGAUUAAAUGCUACUAAUUAUUGCUUUUAAAGCAUAAAUUCGUUAAUUAUUAGUUUCACUCUUUUUGUCAAAUUUACAAGAACCAUUGAAAAACUCUUGUUAGACCAUUUUUUUUAGAAGUACAAGUGUACUACAUUUAUUUUCCUUGAAAUUGCAUAUAAACUGAAUUCCAAGGAAGAAUUAUAUUACGAAUCCUACGUAUAGUGUAAUUGACUAAUUGUACAAAGAGUUAUUUGAUAGUUUACUAGGACGGCUAUUGAGGGGAAGGAGGGAUUUCAUUCACCAUUGUGCUUUGAGUGUGGCCGCGUGUUAGUUUAAUUAUGUGGGACUUCUAAGAUUCAUCUUUGGGUACGUCGGUUGGUAUUGAAAAGGAUGGGUUCUUGGUAGCAUAGCAUAGCUCACAGCGUCUUUGUUUCAUAUUAUGACUGGGUGCUUAAGCUUCAGGUUUUUCAGUAACAGAUAGGGUAAUUUUCCCACAGUUGAAAUAACAGAAAUUUGAGUAACAUAGUUCCUAAGCAAUAGUUGCGUUGAUUUGAAAAUGAUUCCAAAUCCAAUAAACGGCAAAGGGCCUCUAUUUGAGAACUUUGAUGCACUGCUGCAUAUAAUACAUGGAUCGUUGGACUGGUAUCUUAAAGGUUCCUGUUUGCCCAAAGGGUACUGCAAUUUGUAGAAUAGCCGCGUCUCUAUGUGUUUCACCUUCAAAAUCACUUCUUGUGCCUACAGCGAAUGUUAUCUUCUUUAAUGGAGAUCGAGUUGGAGGGACUAACAACCCAGUGAUUGAGAGGCUAUCUGAUAUACAAAAUAUAGCUGACAUUCUUGUGUCAAAACUUGGAGCUUCUAUUAAUGCAUGGGUUAUUGAGGCCCCUACAUUCAAUGGCCCCUUUGCUAUAUACAAGGAAUUUAUUCAGUCUCUUAACCAACGGGGGGAGCCUCAAUACUAUAGGCCUGAUGGAUUUCCAGCCUCCAUAUCUGUUAUUGCACUUUUGUCAAAUUUCCUAGAAGAGAGGGCCAAGCACAUCAGUUGCAAAGAACAAGAACCCCAGCUCUAUGCAGAACAUGCAUCCUCGUGUCUUCCUAGAACCUUUGUUUUUGGUUUUAGCAAGGGCGGCGUAGUACUGAAUCAACUGAUUACGGAGCUUGGAUUUUCAGACAUAAAAGAUAUGGAGGACCCACAGAAGCUUACUAGCUUCAACAAAUUUGCAGGAAAACAGAUUGUACCAGUUUCUAGAGAGAGCUUAUUUGACAGCAUAACUGAAAUCCAUUAUGUUGAUGUUGGACUAAAUUCUUCUGGUGCUUAUCUCACUGAUGAUAACGUCAUUCAAAGAGUAGCAGAAAGGCUUACCAAGAGGGAUAAAACCAUGCGUUUUGUGCUUCACGGGACUCCGAGACAGUGGAGUGAUGUAAGGCGGCCUUGGAUACGGGAAGAAAAGGAUAAAUUUUGUCAAAUUCUCAAAUCCGAAGGGCUUAAGAGCAAGGGAAAGCUGGAAGUUUACGAGAUAAAUUAUUUUACUGAAUCAUUUCCUAACUUGCAGAUGCAUUUUGAAAUAAUUGAAAAACUAGUAGUAAGUUGGUAAAACGGAUAUUAUGUACGAAGUAUAUAUGCUGCAUUCAUGUCAUGCUUUUGAAAGUUAUGCUUCGUAUAUUACUACGUAUAAUUGUAUAUAUUAGCUAAUGACUGAGGACCUCUAUUGGUAUUCUUUUUUAUCAAUUGGAGUAUCAUAUUGACAAUUUA
Molecule: messenger RNA, 2295 nt
Organism: Chenopodium quinoa (quinoa)
Lineage: Eukaryota; Viridiplantae; Streptophyta; Magnoliopsida; Caryophyllales; Amaranthaceae
Exons: 5
Coding region: 1172-2137 (321 amino acids)
Cellular component (GO): mitochondrion
Source: RefSeq, a predicted model, not a curated record